Salpingoeca rosetta is the source of this 3456-nucleotide messenger RNA. RefSeq lists its product as uncharacterized. The transcript is spliced from 10 exons. Gene Ontology annotation, molecular function: G protein-coupled receptor activity. NCBI's taxonomy places the organism in Eukaryota, Choanoflagellata, Craspedida, Salpingoecidae. The coding region runs from base 267 to 3194 and encodes 975 amino acids. The record is from RefSeq and is a predicted model, not a curated record. Gene Ontology annotation, biological process: adenylate cyclase-activating G protein-coupled receptor signaling pathway; cell surface receptor signaling pathway. Gene Ontology annotation, cellular component: membrane.
CUCGAUUUUGGGCGUGGUCUUGCCUGCAAGCAAGUCCUUCGAUUUGUGUUUUGGCUUGCUUCUUGUGUGUUUUGUGUUGGCAGUCCUCACACUCACCCCCAUUCGUCUUCGUCGUCACACAUUUACCAAGCAACAACAGCAACACUCAGCACUCAACAAGGACAGGCAGGCAAGCAAGCAGAGCCGAGUGUAAACAGAAAAGCACGAUAGAGCAGCGAGAGAGCGACCAAACAAGCAAACAGACAGGCAGAGGAGGCACAAGGACGAUGGCGUGUGCUUUGGUGCUCCUCAGGGCGAUCGCCUUUGCUGCCACAGUCAGUGUGUUGCUCGCCUUCAGCGUCCAAGACGUCAAUGCCGAAGGAAGCACAACACCGGCGUUUUUCCAGGAUGUUAGCUGCGAUCUUUUGGAUGGUGAUGAUGCUGGGCCGUACCACAUCUCGGAUCCCAGCAAGCCCAUCGACGGAAGCCUGUGCCCAGGCGACGCUGAUUUGUAUUCCGUUGACGUGUGUGCAGACUGCAGCUUCGUCGUGAGGUUGCUUUUCACACAUGACGUGGCAGAUCUCGACCUGAGUGUUGGCGCAAACGACAUGGGAUUGGGAUCGUCGGAUUCCGUGAGCGACAACGAGAUUGUGAUCGUAAAUGACUAUGCUGGUGGCACUGUCGACAUCGAGGCGUAUCAUUACUCAGGCUCCUUUGCCAAGUACAGGCUCACUGUCACCAUCAGUGCCCCAAACUGUGGAGAAGAUGAUUACGAGCCCAACGAUAGUCUUCAGGACGCGUUCUUACUGUCCGCGGCCGGCACUUUUGUGCUUGGAUACACGUGCGAGGAUGAUGUGAUUGAUCUCUUCAACAUCACCCUUUGCCCCAACUGCAGCCUGUCCGUGGGCCUUGCUUUCGACUCCUCGAAGACUGAUCUCGACCUCUACUUGUUUGACGACGCGGGUGCGCUGCUGAACCGCUCUGCUUCCUUCAGCAGCACGGAGCAUGCCUCCUUUGACAACACCCAGGACAGCAACCAGACCGUGGCCAUCCUCGUCUUCUACUACGACGGUGAUUCCACCUCUUACCUUGCCGGAGUGUCGGUUGAUUCGAGCAAUGUUGAGCAAGUCACAUCAACGCUUCGCAGCCAGACCCAGAGCACCGAGUUCAUCGGCUCGGAAGACGUGUCAAGUGUGAUUCAAGUGGUGGAGUCUGUUGGUGCCACAGUCAACUCUUCGUUGAGCUCCCAGUCCCUGGUCAACAUUUCAACGAGUUUGACUGAGGUGGUUGAUGGUCUUUUGGCUGUUGAUCCUGAAGUGGUUAAGAAGGCAGAGCAGCAACGCACACAGUCCAAUUCCUCAGCCUCACUCCCUGGCGUGUUUGGGACGACGCUGAACAACAUUGCCAAAUCCCUUCCACCAGGCACAAAGCAAGUGAGCCGCCGCACUCGUGUGGCGACGGCUGCGUUCAACUUCAAGACAGCAACCACGCCUGUUGAGUUCCCCGAUCAGACAUACGACAGCGGCGAGACGUUGUGCCUUGACGACAACUGCACCAAUGAUCCUCUCGCCAAUACGGAGGUGCUUAGCUUUCAGAACCUAACGCUGGAGCUGAUCCCUUCGAACCCAUCGCGAUACUACAGCUUUGCCGUUUACGAAACGGCGAACCUGUUUGUCAGUGACACGGUUGCUUCAGAGUCGAGCCAGGCCGGCUCCAACCAGCCCUUCAUCUCAACGGCGGUCGUGCUUGCACAGAGCGGCGAUGACACCGCGUUUAAUGGCACGAUUCGGUAUCGUGUGAGCAAGACGACCACGGGUAGUGGUGACACGGACCAAUGCGUGUUCUGGCAAUUCGCGGCGGGAAGCACCACCACUGGCCAGUGGGACACCUUUGGGUGUCAGCGCACCAACAACACCAUGCUACCAGAUUCGGUGGUGGAAUGCGAGUGCAACCACUUGACCAACUUUGCCGUUUUGACGACAUCCGCAGCCACGCAGCUCUCAAGCACCGACGAGUUGGCGCUGACAGUCAUCACAUACGUAGGCAUUGCCGUCUCCGUUCCCAGCCUGCUCAUCACCUUCAUCGUGUUUGCGUCCUACUCUGCGUUGCGGACGCUGGGGCGGAUCAUCAUUAUGCACCUGUGCCUGAACCUCGCCGCCGCCAUGCUGCUGCUCGUCUUUGGUGCGGAUCGCACCAGCAACAAGGACGUCUGCACGGGCAUCGCCAUCGCCUUACACUACUUUCUCCUCACGUCAUUUCUGUGGAUGCUGAUGGAAGGCAUCAACCUCUACAAGAUGUUCGUGACCGUGUUUGACUCUGUUGGUUCGGCGCGUGGGAAGCAUGUGCGUCUGGCCGUCAUCUCUUACGUCGUUCCCGCCGUCAUCGUCAUCGUCACGGGAGCCGUACUUGGCCUUGAUGCGUAUGGCACAGAUGACGUGUGUUGGUUGUCCUACGACAAUGGGGCACUGUGGGCGUUUCUCGGCCCCGUUUGUCUGAUUGUCGCCGUCAACAUUGUGGCGUUUGUGCUGAUUCUCCGAUCCGUAUUGGGCAUCGGCCUGUCUUCGUCGUCCAACAAAACCAGGACCUUGCUUGUUCGCGGGUUCAAGAUCAGCUUGUGCUUCUUCUGCGUGAUGGGUAUCACGUGGGUGUUUGGCAUCCUGGCGCUGACGGGCGACACGGCCUUCCUGUACCUCUUCACCAUUCUCAACGCCUUCCAGGGCUUGUUCAUUUUCGUGUUUCACUGUCUUCGUGACAAGUUGGUGCAAGACACGGUGCGCGGUGGCAAGUCUCAGCUGCCGAGCUUCCUCACAGACAGCAGUCAGCAGCAUCAUCAUCAGCACCCACAUAACAGCAUGCCAGAGCAUUCUACAGCCGCCACCUUUGUGUCAAACCCAAAAACAGAGACAAUGGAUUCCACCAAGGCCAUGCCAUCGGAAGGCGUGGAUACGAUGAUGGAACGCAGCGAAGCACCCACAAUGGAGACGGCACUCGUGCGUCCGCUCAACCAAGGCGACAGAGAUUCGCUGCAUGAGGAGGACGAGCAAGACAAUGAUGACAACAAGAGUAAUCUGUCGGACGACAAGCCUGUGCGCGGCAGUGGCGACGAUGGUGGCGACGGUGCAUGGACGAGUGACGCCGGCACAGAGCAACCACAGCAACAGCAGCAAGAGGCACCCGUUGGGUUUGCAGCGUUUGCGGUGGAAGAAGCCAAAUAAACCCUUGUUGGGUGGCGAGUGAUGGGAGUGCUAGUUGUGCUGGCGAAUAUGCGCUCAAUGAUCUUACUUCUUCCUUCAGUUUUGCCCCGCGUUGCAGCACAUGUUGCACAUUGUGUCUUCAUCUCCAUGCUUGCCUGCAUCCUGUUACCCUCAUGUGCAUGUGCGCAACCGUUGACGGAAGGCUGCGCGCUGGUUGUUUUGGCCACAGCUCCAGCUCCCUGAUGAUGCUUCAACCUUGCAUGACACACAUACAACCUUGGCC